Messenger RNA from Leguminivora glycinivorella, 1468 nucleotides. RefSeq lists its product as uncharacterized. The transcript is spliced from 3 exons. Lineage: Eukaryota; Metazoa; Arthropoda; Insecta; Lepidoptera; Tortricidae. Bases 112 to 1425 code for a protein of 437 amino acids. The record is from RefSeq and is a predicted model, not a curated record.
AAAACCCGAUCUAAAACUUGCGCCGAACAAAAUUUUUAUUUAUUGCGCAAGUGGCUUUGGUUUAGACCUCGCGUGAACUAAGGCUGGAGCAGUGUUUAAAACAUUAAUAAAAUGUGGAAAUAUAUGGUCUUGUAUUUAUAUAUGGCUGCAGGUUUAGUUGCAGGCGAGUGGCAUCCCCAAGACUAUGGCCAAAGUCAAGCCAGUGUGCCAUCAGAUCAGAGGUCGGCCUUACCACCGGUUUUUACUGAACAACUUGCAAACAUGCCACGUGCUAGACCUUGUCGACGCCGGAAUUUCGGAGAUCCUACGGCGCCUACUGAUUCCGGGUGGAUGCCACUACCAUAUGGUCGACCUCCAAUGGCUCAACAAUUUCAACAAACUGGUAACCAACCGUUUCGACCUCAACUCAAGCCCCAAUCCUUAACGGAAUCUCCAGCUGUUGAUAACAAAAACCUCGAAGCAGAUCAGGUGGAUCGGAAGUCGGAAUAUCCCGACAAAGUAGUUGAAUUUGUUGAGAAAAGCUCGGUUCUAAAUCAAAUGUCAUCAAAUGACAAGAAUAAAAUAUCUAAUAAUGAUUUCUUGGAUACCGCGGGAGACCAUGACCCCAGACCUGCUAUUGUAGAUAAAAGGGGUUAUCAAGACCCAGAUCCAGUGCCAGAUUCUAUUGAUCAUUUAGACUCACAUGAACAUGACACUUUGGAAUGUGGAGAAAACGGCGAUGUAGUCGCAGACUCACGAAGCGGCAAUCCUGAAAUGCAAGAUGGUAUCAGUAAAAGUUCAAAAUCGAGUAUUGAAAUGCGUGAUCAGGCUGCAAAGCUUCUUGAUGAUUGUAUUCAUGCAUCUAGACGUUCUAUGCCAGAUUAUGAAUUGGAUUCAAGAAGAGUCAGCCCUGAUAGUUUGUCAUCUGUGGAGGAUAAAACCGGUACAGACAUUACGUUAAGAACAGUACCAUUAAGAAAUACUAAAACGAACGUAUUAAAGCCAAUAUUAACACCGAACACAAUAAUAACACCGCCUAAAAAUGUAAUAGAUAAGAAGUAUUACCUGCAGAACCCUGCAAAGAAUGCUGGUAAAUGGAGCGAUGAGAGACAAAUGUCAUUGAUAGAGAAUGGUAAAACUUGCUACGCAUGCAGCACACAUCAUGACCCCUCCUGUUGGAAAACAAAUGCAACUACAACGAUCAAAUAUUGCAACAGGGAUAAUAAUGCGUGUCUUACGAAAAUGUACAAAAUAGACGGAAAAUCCAUUCUAAUCCGCGAUUGCGGCCACACUUGCAAUGAGGACGAAGGGUACAAUAUCGGACAGAAAAUGGUUUCGUGCAGCAUGUGCCAUUCCGACAUGUGCAACAGUGCCUAUGGCGUGCAUAGCCUAAAUGUCCUUUUAGUAGGCUUUCUUGUGGCUGCUAUCAAAUUUACUUUACAAUAAUAUCGUGUGGGUGAAUCCGUGCGAUUUACUGAUAUAAUAAAUA